This is a messenger RNA of Syngnathoides biaculeatus (alligator pipefish), 1434 nucleotides long. RefSeq names its product ribosomal RNA processing 7 homolog A (gene rrp7a). Gene Ontology annotation, molecular function: RNA binding. Gene Ontology annotation, cellular component: CURI complex; UTP-C complex. The record is from RefSeq and is a predicted model, not a curated record. Bases 50 to 925 code for a protein of 291 amino acids. Gene Ontology annotation, biological process: ribosomal small subunit assembly; rRNA processing. The transcript is spliced from 7 exons. NCBI's taxonomy places the organism in Eukaryota, Metazoa, Chordata, Actinopteri, Syngnathiformes, Syngnathidae.
AUACUGGUGUGUUUCAGCUUGUUGAGUCUGUAAUUUAUAAACUACACCAAUGUUUUUGUCAUUUAAACGAUGGACUAAAUAUUUAAUUUGUCGUCCGCUCAAUGUCACGAGGAUGUACUCCCCGCGGAGGAGAAAAACACUAUUGUCGUUAAAGUUCAACGCAGACGCAAAUUCUGAGCACAAACUGUAUGUGAAGGAGCACAAAGUUCGGGCAGAAGCAAAGUCCCACCGGCCGUUCGACAGGACGUUGUUCGUCCUCAACGUCCCACCUUACUGCGCUGAGGAUGUCGUCAAGGAAUUGUUCUCACAUUUUGGCUCUGUUCAGUCCGUGGAGUUGGGUGAUAACCCGGGCUCAUUCUAUCAGUCCGGGCCCAAGCUGUCCAGGUUUUUCAAGCCAGCUAAAAAACAGGGCUUCAAAGUUGGUUACGUUGUGUUCCAUAAGGCCACCAGUGUUGCAGCAGCUAAAUCACACCCCUAUAACGUGCCUUUGGUGGUUUGCUCACCAGAGCGUACCGUUAAGACUGGAGUACAAAAGUGGAUUCAACAGUAUAAAGACUCCUUUAUCCAGCCGGAGAAACUGCAAAAUGUAGUCGACAAUUUCAUGAAGGACUUUGACACGAUGAAAGAAAAAGAAGAGGAACGCCUGAAGCAGGAGGCAGAGCAGCAAAAAGAGGAUGAGGAGGGAUGGGUGAAAGUCAGCAGGGGGCAGAAGGGCAGCAAGGCACGUCCCCACAGCGAGGCUGCUAACCAGAAGACUCUGCGGAAGGAGAUGCGGAAGAGGAAGCGGAAAGAGCUUGUGAACUUCUACUCUUGGCAACAUAAAAACACACAGAAAGAACAUAUUGCUGAACUCAGGAAAAAGUUUCAGGAGGACAAACAGAGGAUUGCGCUCCUAAGGGCUCAAAGAAAGUUCAGACCGUAUUAAAGAACAACCUUUGUACAUACUUGUAUGUGCUCAGUUCACGGCUUUGUCCUUUGAAAAAUCUGGAUAUUGCUUAUAUCUGAUCAUUCUGCUCUUGUACACUCCCACUAUAUAACUUUACAUUGAGAAAUACAUUUUUGCGGUAUGAGGAACAAGCUUUUGUACAGCGGAAGUGUCUUUUGAAGUAACUGUUACAUAACUGUCAUUCCAUCCAUUCCAAGUCGGCUCCAAUCAUGUCUAACCUUUCACGUUCAUGCCACAUAGUAAAGUUUAGAAUUUAAAACGUCAUGUACAGUUUACCUAAAUCCAAGAUGAAACUGUCGAGAGUGGAAUAAUUUAGAUGCGUUCAGUUCUUUUGCUGUAACUGCUCUGGUUAUGGUUCCAACGUUUUGAAUGUGAAUAUGUAAUUUACAUCAAACUGUACCUUUUGGGUCUGUCUUGCCCACUUUUGCCCGAUUUCAAUGUGUAGAGUUUCGUGAGUGCUACAUAAUUAAAACUGAAUUGAUACCUUU